UGGGUCGCCGUCCACAGCCUGCUCCACUCCUUCGUCCAGGCCGAGGCGGCUUCCAGGUGGCCAGCUUGCGGCGCAGAUAGGGGGCUUCUCGCAGCGCGGCCAUCUUCCCCAGCGCGGCUAUCUUCCCCAGCGCGGCCAUCUUCCCCAGCGCGGCGGAUUCGCCCGAUCCGAACCCUGCUGGAGCUGGAGCCGACGGGGACGGAUCCGGAUCCCGCAGGCAGCAAGACCCGCCGCCGGUUCUUCAAGUUGGCGGAGGAGGAGGGGGACAAGACCUCGUCGGCGCCGCCCGCAUCGGCGUCGGCGAUCUACCCGACGCCGUCCUCCAGGACAUCAUCGCGCUCCUCCCCACCAAGGAAGCCGGCGCCGUCUCCCGCAUCCUCGCCGCUCACGGCGGCCCAGGUAAGCUGAGCCUUUUCAGCAGUGCUUGCCGAUUGUAGCAAGGUAAGCUGAGCCUUUUCAAUUUCAGCAUCUCGGAGUGGUGAUGGCAAUGGAUGGGGGAAGGGAAGAUGGCAAUUUCGCUGGUGCAUCCUCCAGUGGUGCCGCCGGCGCAUCAUACAGUGGUGCCAUUCCUAGGCGAACAACGGACAGUAAUAGUGGAGUGGAGGUGACUGCAAAAGAUGGGAGAGUGGUGAAGUUAAAUGGACCAAUUGAGGUCACAUGGAGCCAUGGCGAGCCUUACCCCAAACCUAAUGGGGCUGGAUUUCUGUGCUACUAUUGUUUUAAAACAAAAAAGGGUGGUGGUGUAUCUCGUCUAAGGGAGCAUCUUGGUGGAAUAACUGGGAAUGUAGUGGAGUGUAAAAAUGUGCCAACGCAUAUUAAGAAUAUAAUGGCAGAUGAAUUUGCAUCAGGAAGAAUAAGAAGGAAGAGAAGUACUAAUCUUCGUCUCUAUGUUGAAAAGGAGGUGGCAACAGAAAGGGUAUCUGGUAGGACAAGCAUCCCUCUUGAUGAAGAAGCACAGAUUGAGAUGGCAAUGAGAGAGUCUCUAAGGGAUUCUAAUUCUGCCAUGCAGCAAGAUAAUUCUUCAUCUUUUGGCAAGUCUGUUUGUAACAAGGCUGGUGCAAGUUAUUCAGCUAAUCAGCAAACUACGAUUGAUAGAUACUAUAAAGGUCCUGGAAGUUCUUCCAAUGCUCCUUUUGAUGUCGAUUUGGCUCGCAGUAAGGCCCAAGCACAACCUCGGGUGGAUGUUAUGCUAGAGGGGGUUGCCAAAGAGCAGCUUGGGAAAGCUUGGUCAAAAUGGUUUCAUGCUAAUGAUAUUCCCGGAAGAAAAGCGGACUGCCCAUACUUCCGCUCAGCAAUUAAGUUAACCCAACAAUUUGGUGAAGGAGUGCCAAUUCCACGUGGGAAAGAAAUAGAUGGUCCCUUGCUGGAUAUGAAUUAUGCUGACAUGGAGGCUCACAUGGCUGCCUUCAAGGAUGAUUGGAAAGAUUAUGGGGUUACUGUCAUGUGUGAUUCAUGGACAGGUGAAUACUUGUACCUUUGUAGGCCUAUAUUUUGUUGCACUGUCUGUAAAUGCAACCGGUGA
Messenger RNA from Panicum virgatum (switchgrass), 1522 nucleotides. RefSeq lists its product as uncharacterized. The transcript is spliced from 3 exons. Lineage: Eukaryota; Viridiplantae; Streptophyta; Magnoliopsida; Poales; Poaceae. Bases 482 to 1522 code for a protein of 346 amino acids. The record is from RefSeq and is a predicted model, not a curated record.